Podospora bellae-mahoneyi is the source of this 5299-nucleotide messenger RNA. RefSeq lists its product as uncharacterized. Gene Ontology annotation, biological process: regulation of transcription by RNA polymerase II; DNA-templated transcription. The record is from RefSeq and is a predicted model, not a curated record. The transcript is spliced from 3 exons. Gene Ontology annotation, molecular function: RNA polymerase II cis-regulatory region sequence-specific DNA binding; DNA-binding transcription factor activity, RNA polymerase II-specific; zinc ion binding. The coding region runs from base 1821 to 4736 and encodes 971 amino acids. Gene Ontology annotation, cellular component: chromatin. NCBI's taxonomy places the organism in Eukaryota, Fungi, Ascomycota, Sordariomycetes, Sordariales, Podosporaceae.
UGCUGGAAAAGUACGCAUCAAAGUUAUCAACACCACGGCAUGGAAUGGGCAAAUCUUGCCGCUGGAUAAAACAGCCAAGGUCCUACCAGUCUGAUCACAUCUUGGACUGCGGUUGGCGUCUGGACCUUCAACGCCACGACUCGGGCCUAGAGCUCGAUGGCAUUUCGUAUCAACAUUGGCUGUCCAUGGCGGUCCUUUGGGCGUCGCUGGUUGCCGUUUUGAAGCAUCACAUGUAUCGGCAACCACCCUACUGGACACCACCCAACCAGUGUCCUUGCUCGGAGCGUGGUUCCUCCCAGCCAGUCCCUGCCUUUGCUAUCCCACCUCAGACCACUUGCCAAGGACGUCCCUUUGACUACCACCACAGGUCCCUGUCGCUACCGCCUGCCGCCCAAGUACGCCGUGCAUGCCGCACUGUAUUGAUGAGGUCACCGCCCAGCCCUCGUCCGUCGAGUCGCUUUGUUGCAAAAAUUCAGACAUUUCGGAUGCGGUACCGGGACAUUCUGUAACAGGCGGGCAAUUCAUAUGUGUAGAGGUGAGGGCAUCUUGAUGGGAGUAGUACUUGUAGUCUGCUGAUUCAACAGAAUCUCGGAGUAAGCAAACUUUAUUCCUCGAGAUGAAGUAAAUGGCUUUUGCCCAAGUCCGGGUACGAGGGGCAAGCCAAUGUGUGUGCGAGUAGGUAGAAACACGCUUCCGGUCUUUUGACAUGGCCACCAAAACAGAGCAGGACCAAGGGGACGUGACUUGCCUCUUGUAACUGUAUUUUUUUUUAUUUUUAUUUUUUCAGUUCUUUCUUCACUUGCUCCCCCUGGGCAUUUACCCUGCCACCUGCCAAAAGAGACCGCCAGACGCAAGUGAAGUCUCUUUUCUUUUUACCUGAGUGCCGGUCCCCAUUCCCUUCCCUUGUUUUUAUCCACUUUCACUUCUUUUUUCCCUCGUCCACAUCUGUCUGCGCGACUGCCCAAACCAAGCAAAAGCACAGCAAAGCAAAGCCCUUUCUCUUUCCCUCGCCAGCGUCGAAUACCCAAAGACCUAAUCGACUCGCACAAUUGGGUUUCAUCAAACUCGCUCCCCACCGCUCAAAAGGCUUGAUUUCCGGACGAUUCUCCAUAUUUCACCUGGGAAAUUUUGGGAGGACCCUCCACCAUUGCAAUCCCACAAUUCCCACAAUCCCAGCUCGGUCCCCACCAGGCUGCUCCCAGGAGGUACCCAACGGCUGCCAGCCAGGAACUGUAUAACCCACCCACUGCCCGCCGGCCGCCAUCAGCAAGUACCUGACAGCUCCCCUCACACACCACCCCCCCAAAACCCAAAUCCAGCAGCACAAAAAGAGGCAGUCUCCACCCGACUUUCCACUCAAACCUCUCCAUUUCUCUCCACUCACCACAUCUUUUUCCUUUGAGCCUCAACUUUCCGCUUAAGGUAGGGUAUUCUCCACCCACGAGCACCACCACCACCGACACGCGCCAACCUUUGACGACGACGCAACAUCGCGACAAUUGUUGCACAGCCAGAUCACCGUCCGGCGCAUUGUAUCUGACCUUCCAUCAGAAGCCUGUCGUCCCGGUUCCGAGUCCUGCGACAGCCGACAAAGGAACAAACAGCUCUUGCUGCCUGCCCCCUUCUGCCCAAGCGAGAGCGCGCGCCGACUGAGGCAUAUCAUCAACCCCCGUGCACACGACGCGUUGUUGCAUCGCCCGUCCUCACGAGUAGCACCGACUACUCUUCCCCCAACGCGCGCAAAAGAGCCCUUCGACGCCCCCCAAGGCCUCGGAUGGUUAUUCUGUGCUCGCCACUUUAAGGUAUUUGUGUGACGGAUUAUGGAAGGUCUGCCAAACGGCUCGGCGAAUGUCAUAAACACGUCGACGGCUUCGUAUUCCUCUCAGCCAGCCGUGUCACAGCAUCCCAUCCAGCAGCAGCACCAGCAGCAGCACCACUCCACGGGCCUCCCUCCGCAGACCCUGCCGCCGCUCCAACCCAGCCAUCCGGCUAUGCAACAGCCUCCUUACGGGAACUAUCCCCACGGUUCUCGGACGCCUUCCGCUCCCAAUACUCCCGUCACCAACAACAUGGCCAGCUACCCGCCUCCGCCCAACCAAAGUGCUGGACGCGGCGCUGGAAACUACCCCAUGAUGAACAACAGCUAUCCCACUCAGGGCUAUCCCGCCAGCACCUCCACCAUGAUGCCGAACACCACGGCCGCUGCCGCGCAUCCUCAGCCAAUUGCCCCGGCCCCAUCUCCGGCCGGCGCCCGGGCUCCACCUGUUCUCCGCCCGAUGCCGGCUAGCGGAAUGCCGCAGGCUGGCAUUAGCUCCCCCUACGUUCAGAGCCCCAUGAUGGGCCAGAACGGCAUGCUGCCCGAGGGUGGCGACCAGCCGACUCACGUUGUCGGUUCCCAGGGCCGCAGAGGCAUCCUCCCUAGUGCUCCGGGCCGGCCUGCCGCUCCUGCUCCUGGCACCACCGCCAAGAACCCGAUCCCCCAGAAGGAUGCGGACGGCAAGUUUCCUUGCCCUCACUGCACCAAGACCUAUCUUCAUGCCAAGCAUCUGAAGCGUCAUUUGCUCAGACACACCGGCGAUCGCCCCUACAUGUGUGUCCUGUGCCGCGACACCUUCUCGCGUAGCGACAUCCUCAAGCGUCACUUCAUCAAGUGCUCGGUUAGACGUGGCAACCCUACGGGUGCGAGCCAUUUGUCUCACCCGCAGGCGCACGUCAAGAAGAAUGCUGCUGCUCAGCAGAAGGCCAUUGAAGGUGAGGUGAACCACAUGAAUGGCAUGCCCAGCAUUCCGGGUGACGGAAUGGUGCAGCAUCCAUUUGGCCUGAUCUCUGCCCCCGAGGCCAUGACCAACAUGGCCAACGAUCAGAAUCAAUUGUCGAGAUCGAGCAGCAUUAACCGAAUCGAAGACGCCAAUCGCGAUAGGAGAAGCAUGACUGGGUCUGUCAUGGGCGCGUCGACGCGUCCUGGCAGCUUUGACCAGACUUAUACCGGCGGCGACGUUUCGAACAACAUGACGGCCAACAUCAACCCCCAGCUGGCGAACUACAGCAUGCCCCAGAACGGGACCGGCAUGCCCUUCCUCGGCGGCCAGGGCGGCGAUCAGUGGGCGCAGAUGUUCUCACAGGAGAAGGCGACCGCGGCCAAGCCCGAUCCUAACUCUGGCUCUGCGCGAGCGGUUGGCAUCAUUCCGGGCGACACAGCCACCGACUCGUCUACAUUCCCCUCGUGGGGAAUUCCGCCCUCGUAUCCUAACGCCUAUCAUCACCUGUCCCGCAGAAUCAUCGAGUUUUUGUGCCCCACCUCUGAUCCCACUAAUCCCACUGCCCAACUCGUCAACCAUCAUUUCCAGCCCGACAACAUUCGACAUUUCUUGGAACAGUAUACCAACUAUCACGUGCACUUUGCUACCGUCCACAUUCCCACGUUCCGCGCCCUGGACGCCUAUGUCGGCCUUUUGGCUGCCAUGUGCAUCGUAGGCGCGUGCUACUCGGACCGAACCCCCCCGGACAACAUUCGGGAGAUUAUGGAAGUGCUCAGGACCUCGUUUGAAAGCUCAUCUCUUUUGUUCAGGGCUUCACUGGCUCAGGAUGAGGGAUUUGCGCAAACCUAUGACUGGGCAUCCAACUCGGCCCUGGAAGAGUUCCAGGCAAUCGCACAUGUUCAAGUUUUGUUUACCUGGCACGGUACCGCAGCCCAACGCCAGAGAGCUCGGCGAAUUUGGCCUCUAAUUGCCAAUCUGGCUCGCAAGGCUGGAUUGCUACACCUUUCGCAAGGAGAAUCGUCUUUCAGCCCUCUCCACCAGUCAAGCUUUGCCUCGCAAAACUUCCCAGUUUCGCAGUUUGAUUGGCAACGCUGGGUGGGCCAGGAGGCUCGUGUCAGAACUAUGUAUCUUAUUUUCAUCUACGACGCGGCUUUGGGGCUCUAUUUCAACUGCGGUCCCGAGUUCACCCCAUUCGAUCUUCGGCUCCCUCUCCCUGCGGAUGACGCAGCGUGGGAGGCGAGCAACGCGGUUGAGUGUGCUGAAGCUCUGGGGCUCUGCGGGCCUGCAGCUGCCGAAAGACGAAAUCCCGAUGGCACUCGACGUACGACACAACCCGAAAUGCGCAUGGUUCUCAAGGCGUUGCUCGACAACAACUAUCGAGUUUUGCCGGGGUCGACCAAUCUCUACGGGAAAUUCAUUCUUAUUCAUGCCCUACUCGACAUCAUGAGACAGGUUCAAUUGGAGGGCAGGAAUGCCAUCAGUCGAUCUAGCACCCCUUUGCCAACCAACGCCUGGUUUGUGGAUGCGCAAGGAAGCUCUGUUCCGCAUGGUAGUGGUCGCACGACUCCCACGGAUAUUGCUGCGAACCUUGUCGAUCCGCAGACUUUGAAGACGUUGAUAACGGCUUUGGACAAGUUCAAGGCAAACUGGGAUCAUGACAUGGCGGUCCAGUUCCCUCCAUCGGCCGCGGCAUAUCUUGGACGGUAUGGAUUCUGCAGGGACGGCAUCCAUUUUUACUGGCUGGCGACCCAUCUUUUGAGGACAACACGGCACGUCGAUCUCGUUAUGAACCCCGAUCAACGAUUUGCGCGCGUCAUCCACAUGCUAAAGUCGGUCAAGAAUUGGGUUCUUACAGACGGGGCUGCGCGGGGGGAGGAUAUGGGAUCAGUGGGGGACAUCGAUGAGGCAUACGGUGCGGUGGACACGACACUGGACAUGACUCAACUAUUCAGGCGUCUCCCCUAUACGACGAGGUAGUCACUCGUCCGGAAAUGCAACUCGGUAGCGGAGAAAAAGAGAGGAAUAUCGGCAUAAUAGCGACCCAGUGUGCUGGGCACCGUUCAACAAACUGCAUCAACGGCGUUUUAAUGCUCAUUUUGCUUUCUCACAGUCAAUGGGGUGGUCUCGUUUAGUCUUGUAUUCAUGGUUUUUCCUGCGGUUUCUCUGCUUUUUUCCUCUCUUUUGUGUUUUGCGAGCUGAAAGUGGGUUUUCCGAGCUUAUGAUGAUCUGGGUGUUCCUCUACCUCCGAUACACGCACGGGUGACACAUCCCCCAAAAGUUUCGAUUCCCCCUCCGUUUGCAUCAGAUCGGUCACAAACUCGGCGGUUUGCAGUUUGCAUUUUCUACAGACGUGGAUGGUGGGCUUGGCGAUGUGGGCGUCUUCAAUUGAUCAAUGCGGAUGGUUCAUCAGAUUCUUAGAUUUCUAUCUCUUUUUUUCCUCGUCUGUUUUAUGGAGUGUGUUAUGGGGUGGCGUGGCUUUGCAUUAGACAAGUUUUUAUUCUUCCCAGAAUUCUCACCUGCAACGAACGAUCGAACGAACA